Molecule: messenger RNA, 7705 nt
Organism: Chlorocebus sabaeus (green monkey)
Lineage: Eukaryota; Metazoa; Chordata; Mammalia; Primates; Cercopithecidae
Gene: TSPOAP1
Product: TSPO associated protein 1
Cellular component (GO): mitochondrion
Molecular function (GO): benzodiazepine receptor binding
Source: RefSeq, a predicted model, not a curated record
AGGCUCAGCCCUCCUCGGAGCCCACCAUCUCGAGGCUCCCGGACUGUAAGGGACCCCUGCAGUCCCCAGAGCUGAGGCCAGCAGGGGCUGAGACUAUGAGGCAAGCAGCCCAUCGACCCAGACCUCCUUAGGACCAGCCCAGUCACCCAGCAAGCGAGAAAGCAGCAGCGGAGAGCAGAGCCGGAGAUAAAGGACCACAGCAGACCACUGGGGAUCACCCCCAGCAGCUCCUGAAGACCCUGGCCGGGCUGAGGGGUUGCGACGGAAGGCCAGACCCACAGACACUGACAGACACACAACGACAACGAUGCACACAGCUGCACGACACUGACACACUCAGAUACAACCAGUGACAGCAUCACAUACUGCCACAGCCCUGCAAUACAGACACCCACACACACACAGAAACAACUGGCAACUCUGAAAUGGGCAGACAGUGACACACAGCACCACCCCCCUCAACACACAGAAGUGGGGGCACCCAUCUUCCCAACACACGAGACAACAUUGACCUGCACGGACAGACCUGGAGACACACACACGCACCCUCACCCAGGCGUAGCUGUCGGUGGCCUCUGCACAUCCUCCCCACCCCCACGGGGACACCCUCGCUCCUCCACACACUCGCGCACACACACAGAGCCACCAGCAAACAUAGCUCACAUACCCCUGGCUCCAGCUCCGGCAGCCCUGGCGCCUUCUGCAGCCUCCUUUGUAGGUGGGGAAGAGCUCAGCCAACCCUGGAUGGAGUGUCGGUGAAGCAAGAGCUCAGAGGGGAGCGGGGCUGGCCUGGCAUGACCCUUGCCAGUCCCCCCACCUGGCUGGGUGAUGUCCCCUGGCCCAGGUUCUGGGGACCCUUGGCAGUACCAUGGAGCAACUGACAACCCUCCCACGGCCUGGGGACCCUGGAGCCAUGGAGCCAUGGGCACUGCCCACCUGGCAGAGCUGGACUCCAGGUCGAGGGGGUGAACCUGGCAAUGCAGCCCCAAGUGUCGCUGAUACUCCUCCAGCAGCUCUGCAGCUUCCAGAACUGAGGUCUGAGGAGAGUUCCGAGCCCAAAGGAGCCAGGAGCUCUGGGCCCAUUGGGGGCACUGACCCUGAAGAAGCAGAGGCUUGUCUGCCCAGCCUGGGCCAGCAAGCAUCGAGCUCUGGACCCACCUGCCAGAGGCCAGAGGAUGAGGAAGUAGAGGCUUUCCCAAAGGCCAAGCUGAAUAUGGGCUUUGGGGACAGGCCCAAUCUGGAGCUGCUGAGGGCCCUGGGGGAGCUGCGGCAGCGCUGUGCCAUCCUUAAGGAGGAAAACCAGAUGCUGAGGAAGAGCAGCUUCCCUGAGACGGAAGAGAAGGUGCGGAGGCUGAAGAGGAAGAACGCCGAGCUGGCGGUCAUUGCCAAGCGCCUGGAGGAGAGGGCCCGAAAGCUGCAGGAAACGAACCUGAGGGUGGUGAGUGCCCCCUUGCCCCGGCCGGGGGCCAGCUUGGAGUUGUGUCGGAAGGCCCUAGCCCGCCAGCGAGCCCGGGACCUCAGUGAGACAGCCAGUGCACUGCUGGCCAAGGACAAGCAGAUUGCUGCCUUGCAGCGGGAGUGCAGGGAGCUGCAGGCCAGGCUCACCCUGGUGGGCAAGGAGGGUCCCCAGUGGCUCCACGUGCGGGACUUCGAUCGGUUGCUGCGCGAGUCCCAGCGGGAGGUGCUGCGGCUGCAGAGGCAGAUCGCGCUGCGCAACCAGCGGGAGACGCCCCCGCGCCCGCCGUCCCGGCCCCCGGGCCCUGCUCUCCCGGCCAGAGCAGAGGCGCCGGCUCCCGGGGCCCCGGGAGAGGCCACACCCCAGGAGGAUGCAGACAACCUACCCGUGAUUCUAGGGGAGCCAGAGAAAGAGCAGAGGGUGCAGCAGCUGGAAUCGGAGCUCAGCAAGAAGCGGAAGAAAUGCGAGAGCCUGGAGCAGGAAGCCCGGAAAAAACAGAGGCGAUGUGAGGAGCUGGAACUGCAGCUGAGAGAAGCGCAGAAUGAGAAUGCCCGCCUGGUGGAGGAGAACUCCCGGCUCAGUGGGAGAGUCACAGAGAAGGAGCAGGUGGAGUGGGAGAAUGCGGAGCUGAGGGGCCAGCUCCUGGGGGUGACACAGGAGAGGGACUCAGCCCUUCGCAAGAGCCAGGGCCUGCAAAGCAAGCUGGAGAGCCUGGAGCAAGUGCUGAAGCACAUGCGGGAGGUGGCCCAGCGGCGACAGCAGCUGGAGGUGGAGCAUGAACAGGCUCGGCUCAGCCUGCGGGAGAAGCAGGAGGAGGUCCGGAGGUUGCAGCAGGCCCAGGCAGAAGCCAAGAAGGAACAUGAAGGAGCCGUGCAGCUGCUGGAGUCUACCUUGGAUUCCAUGCAGGCCCGGGUUCGAGAGCUCGAGGAACAGUGCCGCAGCCAAACCGAGCAGUUCAGCCUCCUGGCACAGGAACUCCAGGCCUUCCGCCUGCACCCGGGCCCCUUGGAUCUGCUCACAUCUGCCCUGGACUGCGGGACCCUUGGAGACCGCCCACCACCCCCCUGCUGCUGCUCCACUCCCCGGCCUUGCCGGGGGUCUGGCCCCAAAGACCUUGACCUCCCGCCGGGCUCCCCUGGGCGCUGCACCCCAAAGUCUUCCGAGCCUGCCCCUGCCACCCUCACUGGGGUCCCUCGAAGGACAGCCAAGAAGGCAGAAUCUCUCUCCAACUCCUCCCACUCCGAGUCCAUCCACAACAGCCCCAAGUCAUGCCCUACACCUGAGGUGGACACAGCCAGUGAGGUAGAGGAGCUGGAGGCAGACAGUGUCUCCCUGCUCCCAGCCACGCCAGAGGGCAGCCGGGGAGGAGCCAGGAUCCAGGUCUUCCUAGCUCGUUAUAGCUACAACCCCUUUGAGGGCCCCAAUGAGAAUCCAGAAGCAGAGCUUCCGCUGACAGCUGGCGAGUACAUCUACGUCUAUGGCAACAUGGAUGAGGAUGGCUUUUUUGAAGGAGAGCUCAUGGAUGGCCGAAGGGGCCUGGUCCCUUCCAAUUUUGUAGAGCGUGUGUCGGAUGACGACCUCCUGACCUCCCUCCCUCCGGAGCUGGCCGAUUUGUCCCACAGCUCAGGCCCUGAACUCAGUUUCCUGAGUGUGGGUGGGGGUGGCAGCAGUAGCGGGCAAAGCAGCGGGGGACGGAGCCAGCCCAGACCUGAGGAGGAGGAUGCAGGGGACGACCUCAGUGUGAGCCCAUCACCGGAGGGCCUGGGCGAGCCUCCCGCUGUGCCUUACCCCCGCUGUCUGGUGGUCCUCAAGCAGCUGGCCCACAGUGUGGUGCUGGCCUGGGAACCCCCUCCUGAGCGAGUGGAGCUACACGGUUUCCAUAUCUGUGUGAAUGGGGAGCUGCGGCAGGCCCUGGGGCCUGGGGCGCCACCCAAGGCUGUGCUGGAGAACCUGGACCUGCGGGCCGGGCCUCUUCACAUUUCUGUCCAGGCCCUGACCAGCCGGGGCAGCUCCGACCCACUGCGCUGUUGCUUGGCGGUGGGUGCCCGGGCUGGAGUGGUGCCCAGCCAGCUGCGGGUCCAUCGGUUGACAGCCACAUCUGCUGAGAUCACCUGGGUGCCCGGCAAUAGCAACUUGGCCCAUGCCAUCUACCUCAAUGGGGAAGAGUGCCCACCUGCCAGCCCCAGUACCUACUGGGCCACCUUCUGCCACUUACGGCCUGGCACACCCUAUCAGGCCCAAGUGGAGGCUCAGCUCCCACCCCAAGGGCCCUGGGAACCAGGCUGGGAGAGGCUGGAGCAGCGGGCUGCCACCCUGCAGUUCACCACACUCCCAGCAGGCCCGCCUGAUGCCCCUCUGGAUGUGCAGAUCGAGCCUGGGCCCUCCCCUGGAAUCUUGAUCAUCAGUUGGCUCCCAGUCACCAUCGAUGCUGCUGGCACAUCCAACGGUGUCCGGGUCACAGGCUAUGCCAUCUAUGCUGAUGGGCAGAAGAUCAUGGAGGUGGCCUCGCCCACGGCAGGCAGUGUGCUGGUGGAGUUGUCCCAGCUGCAGCUGCUGCAGGUGUGUCGUGAGGUGGUCGUGCGUACCAUGUCGCCCCACGGGGAGUCGGCGGACUCCAUCCCGGCUCCUAUCACUCCCGCCCUGGCUCCAGCCAGCCUGCCGGCCCGAGUCUCCUGCCCCUCACUGCGACCAAGCCCAGAGGCCAGAGCACCCCUUGCUUCAGCCUCCCCAGGGCCUGGAGACCCCAGCUCUCCUCUCCAGCACCCUGCUCCCCUUGGAACUCAAGAGCCCCCAGGAGCACCCCCUGCAAGCCCUUCCAGAGAGAUGCCAAAAGGGUCCCACGAGGAUCCUCCAGCACCUUGCUCCCAGGUACCCUGUUCGGGGAGAGGGGAGCAGGUGCAUGCUGGGAGAGGGACCUGGGCUUGGGUCCUUCCUCAGUGCUCUCUGUUCCAGGAGGAGGCUGGGACAGCAGUGCUGGGCACCUCAGAGGAGAGGACAGCCAGCACAUCCACCCUGGGUGAGAAGGACCCUGGCCCCGCAGCUCCCUCACUGGCCAAGCAGGAGGCCAAGUGGACUGCAGGAGAGGCCUGCCCGGCCCCCAGCUCCGCCCAGGGAGCACUGGCCCAGCAGGCGCCAAAUACCGAGGCGUGCCAAGGAGGAGACCCAGGGUCUGGGCUGAGGCCCAGGGCUGAGAAGGAGGACGCGGCAGAGCUUGGGGGUCAUCUGGUGAACUCCCUCGUGGACCACAGCCGCAACUCAGACCUGUCAGACAUCCAGGAGGAAGAGGAGGAGGAGGAGGAGGAAGAGGAGCUGGGUUCCAGGACUUGCUCCUUCCAGAAGCAGGUUGCUGGCAACAGCAUCAGGGAGAACGGGGCCAAGUCCCAGCCCGACCCCUUUUGUGAGACUGACAGCGAUGAGGAGAUCUUGGAGCAGAUCCUGGAGCUGCCCCUCCAGCAGUUCUGCAGCAAGAAGCUCUUUAGCAUCCCCGAGGAGGAGGAGGAGGAAGAGGAGGACGAGGAGGAGGAGAAGCCAGGGGCAGGCUGUUCUUCCCAAGAGCCUGGCCCGCCUGAACCUGCAUUGCUGGGGCUGGGCUGUGACAGUGGUCAGCCUCGAAGACCUGGCCAGUGUCCCUUGUCUCCUGAGCCCUCCAGGGCUGGAGACUGCCUGGAGGACAUGCCUGGAUUAGUUGGUGGAAGCAGUCGGAGGAGAGGAGGGGGCUCCCCUGAGAAGCCCCCAAGCCGCAGGCGGCCUCCAGAUCCCCGUGAACACUGCAGCCGACUUCUCAGCAACAAUGGGCCCCAGGCCUCUGGACGACCCGGCCCCACGCGGGAGAGGGGUGGCCUCCCUGUAAUUGAGGGCCCCAGGACUGGACUAGAGGCUAGCGGGAGAGGGCGGCUGGGCCCUUCCCGGAGGUGCUCCCGUGGCCGGGCGCUGGAGCCUGGCCUGGCCAGCUGCCUUUCCCCCAAGUGCUUGGAAAUCAGCAUUGAAUAUGACUCGGAGGACGAGCAGGAGGCGGGCAGUGGGGGCAUCAGCAUCACCAGCUCCUGCUACCCUGGAGAUGGGGAGGUCUGGGGCACAGCAACCAUAGGAAGGCCCAGGGGGCCUCCGAAGGCCAAUUCAGGCCCCAAACCCUACCCACCCCUCCCAGCCUGGGAGAAAGGGGAGCCAGAGCGGAGAGGCCGCAGUGCGACGGGCAGAGCCAAGGAGCCACUCUCCCGGGCAACAGAGACCAGAGAAGCCAGAGGGCAGGACAGCUCUGGGCGGAGAGGCCCCCAGAAGAGAGGUGCCCGAGUCCCCAGGCCAAGCACUGCAGAGCUAGUCCCUGUGAGGAGCCCGUCAGAAGCAUUGGCUUACCAGCACCUACCCGUCAGGAUCUUUGUGGCUCUGUUUGACUACGACCCCGUGUCAAUGUCGCCCAAUCCUGAUGCUGGAGAAGAAGAGCUUCCCUUCCGAGAGGGUCAGAUCCUGAAGGUGUUUGGGGACAAGGAUGCCGACGGCUUCUACCGGGGCGAAGGUGGCGGCCGGACAGGCUACAUUCCCUGCAACAUGGUGGCUGAAGUGGCUGUGGACAGCCCUGCCGGGAGACAGCAGCUGCUCCAGCGGGGUUAUUUGUCCCCAGAUAUUCUCCUCGAGGGCUCAGGGAAUGGUCCCUUUGUGUGCUCCACAGCCCGCACAACUGGGCCUCCUCCCAAGCCCCGCCGCUCCAAGAAAGCUGAGUCGGAAGGCUCUGCCCAGCCCUGUCCAGGCCCCCCUAAGCUGGUUGCCUCCGCUGAGCUGAAAGCUCCCCACUCCAUGGUGGCUGCAUUUGACUACAACCCCCAGGAGAGUUCCCCCAAUAUGGACGUCGAGGCAGAGCUGCCCUUCCGGGCAGGGGAUGUCAUUACUGUGUUUGGGGGCAUGGACGAUGACGGUUUCUACUAUGGGGAAUUAAAUGGACAAAGGGGCCUGGUUCCAUCCAACUUCCUGGAGGGCCCUGGGCCUGAGGCAGGAGGCCUGGACAGGGAACCCAGGACACCCCAGGCUGAGAGUCAGGACUGGGGCUGCACCACACAAGGGCCCCCCGGGCCCCCAGGUGGGCCCUGUGCUCCCAGCCCUGACAGCGCCCCCAGGAUCGAACGUGGGGAGCCCCAGGGCAGAAGCGAGAAGGUGUGGGGUUUCUUCUCCAAGGGGAAACAGCUCCUCAGGAGGCUGGGCUCUGGGAAGAAGGAGUGAAGCUGUGGCCCAUCCUGCAGGCAGAAGAGGCCCUGAGAGGCCCCCAGACCACCGUCUCUGCUGAGCAGGGAAGGCUCAGACUGGGCCCAGAGCCCCUGUUCUUCUGCAUUAACACUGUGGCACUCAGAGGAUCAAAGAGCCUCCGUGAAGGUCAGAGCUAGAUGGCUCCUUAAGGAUGAACUCUCUAGAGAAGCACCUUCCUCCUACAGUAGGGGAAACUGAGCCCACAGUGAGUAUGUAACUCGACCAAGGUCACUGAGCCAGGACUGGACCCAGGACCCUCGCAUCCUGGUCCACCCACCUCGUCUACUAGUGUCCCACAGUGCUGCGCUAGUCCCUUCUGCCACCCUCCCCAGUCCCAGGAUGGGCCCUGCGGGGAGAAAGGAGCCUGUGUCCCCUGAUGGCUUUGGCUGUCCUGAUCAUGUCUUCCCUCCCCUGAAGGAAAGUUUGCACUGGAUUUUCUUGGAGCCCCACCUCCCCAGCGGGCAGGCGGGCGGAGCCGUGUAUAUAUGUACAUACUCAGUGCCUCAGUUCAGCUUCUUCCACCUCGCUUCCACUGCAAGGCCCCGGAAGGAGAAAGGCCAAGCCAAAGCAGGCCCCACCCCGCCCCCGUCGUGCUCCACCCCUCCUUGCCGGGGCCUCCUGGCCCUUGUAUGGUCCCGCCCCCAAAGACCCUGGGGCCCGCGGGGCCGAAAGCGGAGUUGGGUUUGCCUUAUUUUGCUCAUUGGAUUCAAGUUCUUUUGCAUAGUUUUCUUUUAACCCCUGUUGGAGUCCAGGGGCUGGAGAAAAGGACAGAUUUAUGCAACUAUUUUCAUACAUUCCCCGUUCAGAGUGGGGUAGGGGGUUCUCCACCCUUACCCUAUCCACUCCAUCCCCCACCCUCUGCCGGGUGAGUGUCUCUUUGCAUGUUUCCUUUGCUGUGGUGGGAGAUUGUUUGACUGAACCCCCAUUCCCACCUUGGUCUCCAGGGGUGUGGAAUGGUGGGGGAAUUUGUUUAAAAAGACAUUUUAUUAUAAUAAAGUCUAUUUUCACAAAAUC